CAAAGUGUCCAAGAGGUCUAGUGACAGAACCAUCUAUAGUCUUGCUUUCAUAUUCCCUUCUCUCAGGAUCUUACUGAAGACUGUGUAUGUAAAGCAGUUGAGCACCGUGAAUUAUACCACCAGGAAAAUAAUCACUUAAGACAAGAGGAGUAUCUUUGAAGUGAUGUGCUGGCUCAAAGAAAUAGUCUGCCAGAUUCAAAUUUUCUUACUCGUGUUGUUCUCCCUGAAGACCAACGCUAACCUUCUAGAUAAUAUGCUGCUAAGAAGUACUGGGAAACUGACAGCUGAACACAGGAAAGAGGAUGGUGAGAGCACUGCACCUGCAACAACGCGGAGACUGUUAUGGUGUUACUGCCAUCACCAUUGUCCCGAAGAUUCCAGCAAUAAUACCUGCAGGACGGAUGGUUAUUGUUUUACCAUGAUUGAAGAAGAAUCAGGCCUCCCCUUGCUAACCUCAGGUUGUCUUGGUUGGGAAGGAUCUGAUUUCCAAUGUCGAGACACACCAAAGUCGCACCGGAGAAGGGCAAUUGAAUGCUGUACAGAUGCAGAUUAUUGCAACAAAGACCUACAUCCCACACUUCCUCCUCAAAAAACGCAAAGUUUUUUUGAUGGGAAUGUCCACCACAUAGCCUUACUCAUCUCAGUGACUGUAUGUAGUAUGACUCUGGCAUUAAUCAUCAUUUUUUGUUACUUAAGAUAUAAAAGACAGGAAUCAAGGCCACCUCACUACAGCAUUGGAGUAGAACAUGACGAGAUCUAUAUUGCUCCUGGAGAAUCACUAAAAGACCUAAUAGAACAGUCUCAGAGCUCUGGCAGCGGAUCAGGCCUUCCUCUAUUGGUUCAAAGAACAAUUGCCAAGCAGAUUCAGAUGGUAAAGCAGAUUGGCAAAGGACGAUAUGGAGAAGUAUGGAUGGGAAAAUGGAGAGGAGAGAAAGUAGCAGUGAAGGUUUUCUUUACAACUGAAGAAGCCAGCUGGUUUCGAGAAACUGAAAUUUACCAGACCGUGCUUAUGAGACAUGAAAAUAUUUUAGGAUUUAUUGCUGCAGAUAUUAAAGGCACAGGCUCCUGGACCCAAUUGUACCUUAUAACAGAUUAUCAUGAAAAUGGAUCUUUGUAUGAUUACUUAAAGUCCACCACCCUAGAUACAAAGGCUAUGUUAAAGCUGGCUUAUUCAUCAGUCAGUGGGCUUUGUCAUUUACAUACAGAAAUCUUUGGCACUCAAGGAAAACCAGCCAUUGCACACAGAGAUUUGAAAAGCAAAAAUAUUUUGGUCAAGAAGAAUGGAGCAUGUUGCAUAGCAGAUUUGGGGCUAGCUGUUAAAUUUAUCAGUGACACAAAUGAAGUAGAUAUCCCUCCAAAUACCAGAGUAGGGACUAAACGGUAUAUGCCUCCUGAGGUUCUGGAUGAGAGUCAGAACAGAUAUCACUUUCAAUCCUAUAUAAUGGCAGAUAUGUACAGCUUUGGGCUCAUUUUGUGGGAAAUAGCACGGAGAUGUGUGUCAGGAGGCAUAGUGGAAGAAUACCAACUACCCUAUCAUCAGCUGGUCCCAUUUGAUCCUUCUUAUGAAGACAUGAGAGAAGUUGUUUGUUUAAAACGUUUAAGACCAAUUUUCCCAAAUCGAUGGAGUAGUGAUGAGUGUUUGAGACAGAUGGGGAAAUUGAUGGCUGAGUGCUGGCGCACCAAUCCUGCUUCCCGACUUACAGCACUAAGAGUAAAGAAGACAUUAGCAAAGAUGUCUGAGUCACAAGAUAUCAAGCUUUGAUCCAAUUAAGGCAAGGUUUUGAAAAAUAAAUUACAGCAACUGGUUAAUUAUAGUCAUGCAGAAAAACGUCCACAGACUGGUCAUAAGCCUGGCACCUCUUGAAGUGACUUCGGAAUUAAUUUUAAAGCUCAAGAGAAUCCUUAUAGCGAUGUUGCCUUAAUAUUUAGCGAUUCAGGCAAAUAGAUGUUGCUUUCUGUGAAAGUGUUGUAUCACUGAAUUGUGCCAGCAACCUACAUACAUGGGCUCUGAAUGAAAAAGAGAACAGAGAUCAAGUAUAAUAACUAACAACUGAGUGGCUCGUGUACAGUUUUUAAUAUAAAUAAAAUUACUAUGAAUUGUUAUAUUUUGCUGUCAUUUUUUCUUACUGGAAAGAUUCUGUACAUUUAGUUUGAAAUGCUGUUUUUUAUAUUUGCUUUUUAAUUAUUGUGAAGAAACUAAUGUGUAAAUACAAGUACAUAAAAUCAUAAGAAAAGCAGAAACAUGCUGUAAUGUAAAUAGUAAAUAUUUCAGUUUUACAAUUAUCAAAAUGAAACAGGUUAGUAAAUUAAAAUUUCAGUAAGCUUUAAACUGUUUAAAUGGUUGUAACAUCAUUAAAUAUCAGUACAUACUAACAUUACUGAGUUUUAAAUCCUGGAAUUCAUCAUAUUUUGCUGUUUCUGCAUUUUUAUAUACAAGGCAUUUUAUUUAUUUAUUUAUUUUUACGCUUUUUUAAGAGCAUAUUAAUUAGAUUUGACUUUUCUAUUCAGUAUUCUACUGUCUGGUAAACUUUAUUUUUAUUUCUAUACUCUGCUUGUACAACGCCAGUGUCCUUAGCAAAGGUUUGAGCUGUAUUGAAGGCAAAUAGGCUUUAAGUUCUAAUGCAAUACCUGAAAAUUCAUUGCUGUUUUUUCUUGUAAUUUAAAGUGUAUACAAUGAUGUCAGCAAUAUGUUUGAUAAUAAACACCUGUAUCUGACAUACAGCUACUAAA
Molecule: messenger RNA, 2730 nt
Organism: Erpetoichthys calabaricus (reedfish)
Lineage: Eukaryota; Metazoa; Chordata; Cladistia; Polypteriformes; Polypteridae
Gene: bmpr1ba
Product: bone morphogenetic protein receptor, type IBa
Biological process (GO): BMP signaling pathway; dorsal/ventral pattern formation; cellular response to growth factor stimulus
Cellular component (GO): plasma membrane; signaling receptor complex
Molecular function (GO): transforming growth factor beta receptor activity, type I; SMAD binding; ATP binding
Source: RefSeq, a predicted model, not a curated record